Molecule: messenger RNA, 432 nt
Organism: Phycomyces blakesleeanus NRRL 1555(-)
Lineage: Eukaryota; Fungi; Mucoromycota; Mucoromycetes; Mucorales; Phycomycetaceae
Exons: 5
Coding region: 1-432 (143 amino acids)
Source: RefSeq, a predicted model, not a curated record
AUGUAUAUUUGGGCUCCUGAAAAUGACAAGUACAAGGAAACACAUUCCAUAGCGACAUCUUUACAAAAGGGUAGAGAAGAUCAAAGGUCUCUCGUCUCUUUCGGGGAGGAUAAGACAUAUAUUUCGUCUAAAAUCUUCUUGGAAAGAGACAAAGACAUAGAAAAUGACCUAGGCCUAGUUCCAAACUCUUCACACGAUCGUCACCGUCCCAAGUUCUUCAAUGGGAGCACUACGUUUAAUACUUAUUAUUUAUAUCUUUCUACGCUUGUAGAGAAUAGAAAGUACAGUAGCUUGUUUAGAUUCUGUAUUAUACCAUACUAUGCUUCUAAGAUUGUUAUUUAUUUUUUGGUUCUUGUGUUCUUUAUCAUUAAACUUGGCUUCUGCAGUAACGGUCAUAAAAAGCAACCUGUUUCUGAGGGCUUCAUUGCUUGA